Fimicolochytrium jonesii is the source of this 755-nucleotide messenger RNA. RefSeq lists its product as uncharacterized. Gene Ontology annotation, cellular component: cytoplasm. Bases 299 to 709 code for a protein of 136 amino acids. Gene Ontology annotation, molecular function: protein serine/threonine kinase activity. The record is from RefSeq and is a predicted model, not a curated record. Gene Ontology annotation, biological process: peptidyl-threonine phosphorylation. NCBI's taxonomy places the organism in Eukaryota, Fungi, Chytridiomycota, Chytridiomycetes, Spizellomycetales, Powellomycetaceae. The transcript has a single exon.
GAACCGUUCUGGCCAAAAAGACGAGCUAGUUAACGUUGCUUUGCAUCAUACCAGGAGCGUUGCAGUGUCCACCGGUAAUGGGUUAGUUCUUGCCGGUGGGCAGGCGCAGACAUCGGAGAGUUCUAGUAGGCUGGCUGACCAACCCGCGCGUGCACCGAGUUCACAGGCCAGUGACCGGACUGCUUCUGUGCGUUCAAGCCCGGGAAGCCCAGGACUGCACUUAAUUCGUGGCUCUGUCCGUGAACGAUUACGGGCGCAAAAACAAUUAGUCUCGGAGACGGUGGACCUUGGCUUCCUGAUGGACUGCACGUGUUCAAUGCGCCCUCAGCUGUCGGCUGUUACAGAACAGAUUAGAGCCAUCGUAGAUGAAACGCUCCAAUCGUACCCUGGAUGGACGGUGAAGGUUGGGUUUGCGGGCUAUUUUGAUCACAAAAGUGCUGGGGAGUACGAACGAAAUCGUCUUCCCUUCACACUGGACUUUACAACCGAUGUGGAAGGGUUCAAGGAGGCCAUCAACACGAUCGUGGUGCAGGAUGGCUACGAUUACGCCGAAGAUGUGCUUGCGGGCCUAGAAGGCGCUGCCAGUCACUUGAACUGGAACAGCAAAGUACGGCUUUUGAUACACUUUGGUGAUGCACCUCCUCAUGGGCAAAUAUAUCUCAUCUGCACAUUCUGUUUGCCCUCAGUGUAUAUGUAUUUGGUACGUUAGUGAUCUUUGUUUGCAGAAUAUCAGUAUCGCAACAUCGACAAGUUUC